CUUUCUUUUUUUUUUCUUAUGUUCUUGCUUUGUGGUCCUCAGGGGUUUUUCAAUGCUCUCCAAUGUGAGCUUAUCAAAUAUCCAGGAAUAACAUUUUGCAACGUUUACCCUGGGCCUGUGCAGUCCGACAUUGUGAAGAAUGCCCUAACUGAAGAAGUAACUAAGCCCAUGAAAAACGGCAUAGAUCAGUCUUACAAGAUGUCCACGAGCCGCUGUGUCCGGCUGAUGCUGAUCUCCAUGGCCAACGAUUUGAAGGAAGUCUGGAUCUCUGAUCACCCUGUCUUAUUGGGGGCAUACAUAUGGCAGUAUAUGCCAACCUGGGCCUUAUGGCUAACCUCCAAAUUGGGGAAGAAAAGAAUACAAAACUUUAAGGAUGGUCUGGACCCAGACUUGUCUUAUAUACUGCGGAAGACAAAGACGGAUUGAAACAACCCCUUGGGAUGGAUGUCUGAGCCACUUAUUGAGAAUGACGGGCGGUCUAAGUAAGCGUCACGUAGAAGGCGGGUCAGUGACUGCUUUCUGGGUUAAUGUUUUUAUACAAACAUCUAUUCACUAUGUAAUGAAUAAUAAAUAUACCUUGUCCUGUAUCUUGCAAAUGUGUGUGAACACGCGUUACCUGCUUGAAUAAAGGAAUAUUCACAGUAUUUUA
Molecule: messenger RNA, 649 nt
Organism: Onychomys torridus (southern grasshopper mouse)
Lineage: Eukaryota; Metazoa; Chordata; Mammalia; Rodentia; Cricetidae
Product: dehydrogenase/reductase SDR family member 7-like
Exons: 3
Coding region: 19-426 (135 amino acids)
Source: RefSeq, a predicted model, not a curated record